Ostreococcus tauri is the source of this 738-nucleotide messenger RNA. RefSeq names its product unnamed product. Lineage: Eukaryota; Viridiplantae; Chlorophyta; Mamiellophyceae; Mamiellales; Bathycoccaceae. The transcript has a single exon. Bases 1 to 738 code for a protein of 245 amino acids. The record is from RefSeq and is a predicted model, not a curated record.
AUGGAGCUUCCGAGUGCGAUCGCGGGCGCGAUGGACCGAGCGCGCGAGGCGCGCGAGCGCGCGAUCGACGCGACGACCGAGGCGUCGUCGAGGAUGGAUCGAGCGUCGAGCGACGCCGCGUUCGCGUUGGUCAAGGCGAUGGAGACGGCGAUGCGAGGAGUGAGCGAUGUCGUGGACGACGCGCGGACGCGUGGCGAAGCGGUGGUGGAGAGAGCGAGGGAGAGCGAGGAUGAGUUCUUUCGAAGCGCGAGUAAGCGGGUGGUGGAUUUCGCGCGGGCGAACCCGGUCUCGGUGGGCGGGACGGUUGCGUGCGCGGUCGCUUUGGCGCUUCCGGCGCCGCGAGCGUUAUUAUGGCGGUCGACGAUCGGGCGACUGCAGAGCGAAGAGGCUUUGUUCAAUGCGUGCGUGCGAAGGAGCGAGAGGUUGACGCUCGAAGCGGAGGCGGCGAGCGCGGAGAUUCAACGCCUGGCCGAGUCGGUGAGCGCGGCGGAGAUCGAGAUGAAGCGAGGGGCCUCGAACCUGCGUGCGGCGGCGAGGGAACUUCGCGCAAUCGAGUCCAAGACGUACGGGAUGGAUAGCAAGGCGUCGUCGCUUUUGAACGACCUGCGCGUGCUGCCGAGCGCCGAGGCGGCGGCGCUGCAAGAGCAGGUCGCCGGCACCACGGAUACGGUUGCCGCCCAUCGCUCCGCCGCUCUCAAAGUGUUGAAGAAAAUCUUUAAGAGCGGGAUCGAGGUGUGA